AUGAUACCAGUUCUUGUGGGAGCUCUGAUAUUACUUACCUAUUCAUUUCGACUGCUUGACCCAUAUCGGCCAAAAUGGACAAAACCACUGCUGAAGGAGACCAAAAUUCAGUCCGAUGAUUUUAAAGACUCGUCUCGACACCAAUUCGCAUGGUCAACUUAUGGGAUAUUAGCAGUUGCAUCGAUCGGCCUCAUCCAACAAGUCAGCAGUGCCUAUCUACCCAUUGUCGUGGCGUCGUUCUCUGUUGUUCCAUCGCUCGCUUGGGCUAUUGCUGUUGCUAUUAUCGUGGUACGGCGACCGCGAACUGCUUCUCUUUCUUUGCUGUUUCUGUUCGCUUCCAUUGUGCUUUCCGAACUAGCCAUUCUGAUAUCAGAAGCCGAGCGACCAGCCUUUGCUUUAGGUCCUGUUGUAGCGCUCAUGGGCAUCGUGGUUAUCCUCAACAUGCCUCUUAGGGAUCCAGCUCUUCCAAGCGAAGAUGUUAGUCCUGUAUAUGGCCCACCUACGGUGAAACUCAGAACGCCGGAGGACAGCUUAACUCCGCUCCAAUACAUGACUGUAUCGUGGAUGGGCCCUUUGAUCGAAAAAGGAAUGACGCGUAAGAUGGAUGAUGAAGACGUAUGGGAUUUGGGCUGGGAGUUCAAGCAUGCACGGCUUCACGAAGCUUUUCGAACGUUACAGGGAUCAGUCACGCGGCGAAUAUUCGUGGCUAAUGGUAUGGACGCUUUGCGAACCACAAGUCUUAAUCUGCUGCGACUGUGUGCAACGCUUUUGACACCAGUUUUACUACAGCAGCUGCUGGGUUCGAUGAAAGAUGUCACUUCGCCACGCAGUGCUACAAUCACAUAUGCUUUCAUAUCAUUGUUUGUGCGCUUGCUGUCCUCACAGUGUAACGUCUUCAAUCUCUGGUAUCAGCGACGCGCAUAUGAAAGGUCACGAGGUCAAUUGAUCACAAUGCUAUAUGAAAAGACCCUCAAUCGUAAGAUCCUCGGUGCAAAACAGGAAAGUAAAGACCAUGCCGAUGGCGAGACCAGUGCAGAAUGUAACGGCGAAGCCAAUGAAUCCACACAACCAGUUAAAGCUGUACCUCAGAGCAAACUCAGGAGACUCUGGCUCCGCAUCCGGUCACUGCUGUCAAAGAAUAAAAAACAAGAAAAAGAGGAGGAAAACGCCGCUGCAUCUAUGGGCAAGAUCCUUAAUCUUAUGCGAAACGACGUCUACGAGAUUUCACAGCGGUUUUGGGAAUUCUCUGACAUCAUAGUCAAGCCACUUGGAGUAAUUGGGUCUACUCUGCUCAUCUGGCGCAUGCUUGGAUGGUCUUGCCUUUUAGGGGUGCUUGCACUUGCGCUCACGCAGGUACUCAGUGUCGUCCUUGCACGCUACCAGGUGUACUUUGAGAGAAAGCGGAGAAAGGUAACAGACGAGAAGCUACAGAGGACUACGCAGUUCAUCGAGUCGAUCAGACAUCUUCGCUGGUAUGGUUGGCAUGAAGCAUGGCUCAAGGGCAUCCUCGAUUCCAGGCAGGCAGAGCUGCAUUUGCGCGUUCUGCAAAUCAUCUUCACUACCUCGUUGGCUUUUAUCAUGAGGUUUGGCUCUGGGUUAUUCCCAGCCGUCGCUUUCUACGCGUUCACCAAAUUGGCCGGAAAACCACUCAGCGUCGAUCUCAUCUUUCCAGCAAUCGACUUGUUCAGGCUGUUGGAGUCAUACUUGGGAGCCUUACCCCCCCUCAUCACGACUCUACUCAAUGCUUACAUCGCCAUGGGACGCAUCGAAGCUUUCAUGGCUGAGCCUGACAAGGAAGAUGUUGCUUUGGUCUCCGAUGGUGUCGAUGAGUUAAGCUUACAAGGUGCAUCGUUUGCAUGGCCAGGGGUGGAGAAGAGCGUACUCGAGGAUAUCACCUUAUCUUUUCCAUUAGGCUUGACUGUCAUAUAUGGCGAGGUAGCUUCGGGCAAGACAGCGCUGCUACAGGCGUUACUUGGAGAACUUGACAAAACCGCUGGAGAGCUCGUUCGUCCCGACCAAGUCAUCGGUUACUGUGCUCAAACUCCAUGGCUACAGAGCAUGAGCAUCCGCGACAACAUCCUCUUCUCAGAGCCUUACGAUGAGCUACGGUAUAAGCAGGUCUUGGAAGCUUGCGCGCUCAUACCCGAUAUGGUCGAAUUCAAGCACGGUGAUCUAUCAAACAUUGGCGAGAAUGGCAUUGGCCUGUCAGGGGGCCAGAAGGCUCGUGUGGCACUCGCUCGAGCCGUCUACAGCAAAGCGAAGCUCUUGUUUCUCGAUGACCCUUUGUCUGCAUUGGAUCAUCAGACUGCUGACUUCAUUGUACACAAUCUGCUCAACAGCUCACUAGUUGAAGGCCGAGUUACCGUAUUGGUUACACAUCGGACCGAGCUCUGCCACGACCUGGCAAAGCAAUGGGUACAGCUUGACCACGGACGAGCAACCAUCCACGAGCCUACGAAGCAGGAUGACAGGAAUGCGCUGAAGAGAGCGCAGACAAAUGAGUCACUCUCGGAGGAAGAGGCCAAGAAGAGAGAAGAAGAGCAAGCUGCUGCCAUUCCUGACAAAUUCAUCGAAGACGAACAUCGGGCUGAAGGCGGGGUCAAGCUCAGAGUGUACUGGCGUUACAUCAAGGCUGGUACGCUACAAUGGUGGGCUAUCUCGAUCGUCGUGAUGGCACUGUACAGAUUCCUUGACGUCGCUGAGACUUGGUUCGUCAAAGCAUGGGGCGAGGGAUACGAGAACAAACACAGCGACGGCGUUUUCGGCUUCCUACCACCACCCACUGAAGACGUAGUGCCGUGGUUGUGGGUAUUCUUCGUGUUUGUUGCCGGGACAGCUGUGCUGUUCUGGUUUACAAACGUGAUUAUGUUUGGAGUGGGUUACAAUGCCGCAAAGGCAAUCUUCAAAGAGGCAGUGGACAAGGUCGCGCAUGCAACAUUCCGAUUCUACGACGUCACCCCCGUUGGGCGUCUGAUGAAUCGGUUGACCAGCGACAUGAACACUGUAGAUGGUGGUUUAAGCUCCGCAUUCACCGUCUUUGGAUGGCAGAUGAUUGGCUUUGUAAGCUGCAUCGUGGUGAUUCUGUCCUCUACGCCAGCGUUUCUCGCUUUCGGGCUUUUGCUGUGUUGUGGAUUCGUUUACAACUUCUACCGCUUCCUGCCGACAUCUCAGAGCUUGAGGCGCCUUGAGAUGGUGUCCCUUUCCCCACUCAUGUCCAACUUUGGCGCACUUGUUGAAGGCUUGACCACGGUUCGCGCCUUCAACGCUCAGCCACGCUUCCAGGCCCGAGUCAUCGAGGUUGUAGACAACUUCCAGAAGAACGAUCAUUUCUAUUGGUCGCUUCAAGCCUGGUUGUCGUUCCGGUUCAGCACCAUGUCUGCGAGCGCUACGCUUGUCAUGACACUCAUUGCUGUGUACACGGGCAUUUCUCCGGGACUGACGGCCUUUGUAUUGAUUACAGCAAGCAGAUUCGUCAUGUAUACUGAGUACAUGUGCCGAAUCUACGGUCAGCUGGAAAUGCAGUUCACAAGCGUGGAGCGUGUCAUUGAACUCCUCGACCUCGAGCAGGAAGCGCCUGGCGUUGUCGACCCUCCCGCCCACUGGCCGACCUACACAGGCAACAUCAUCUUUGAAAACGCUACCAUCCGCUACGCAGAGAAUCUUGACCCAGCUCUCCAAGACGUCUCCCUUACAAUCCCAGCCGGGAGCAAUACGGCAGUCAUCGGUCGUACCGGCUCUGGAAAAUCCACGCUUGCACUCUCGCUCCUCGCCACUAUUGUCCCGGAAAGCGGCCGCAUCCUCAUCGACGGCGUCGACAUCUCCACUGUAAAUAAACAAGCACUGCGAAGCCGCGUCACGUUCCUCGCGCAAGAGCCGGUCCUCUUUCCCGGCAGCAUGCGCAAGAAUCUCGAUCCACUUGACGAGUACUCAGACGGCGCAUGCGAAGCGGUACUCGCCAAGAUCGCCGGCAGCCACGGCUGGACACUGUCGACUAAUAUUGAGGGCGGCGGUAAAGGGCUGUCUCAGGGCCAGAGACAGCUAGUUGGUCUUGCCAGGGCGAUGCUACGAAGGAGUCCGGUUCUGAUCAUGGACGAAGCGACGGCGAGUAUCGACUUUGAGACUGCGCAGCGCAUUCAGAGCGUGCUGAGGGAGGAGAUGAAGGAGAGCACGGUGAUUACAAUUGCGCACCGUCUGGAAGCGGUGAAGAACGCGGACUAUUGUGUUGUGCUGGGGAAGGGGAGGUUGAUCAAGGCAGGGAAGGCCGAGGACAUGUUGAAGGAGGGGAGUGAGUUUAGUGAGAUGUUGGCGUGA
This is a messenger RNA of Boeremia exigua, 4311 nucleotides long. RefSeq names its product P-loop containing nucleoside triphosphate hydrolase protein. Gene Ontology annotation, molecular function: ATP binding; ABC-type peptide transporter activity; ATP hydrolysis activity. The transcript has 4 exons. Bases 1 to 4311 code for a protein of 1436 amino acids. Gene Ontology annotation, biological process: transmembrane transport. Lineage: Eukaryota; Fungi; Ascomycota; Dothideomycetes; Pleosporales; Didymellaceae. Gene Ontology annotation, cellular component: membrane; fungal-type vacuole. The record is from RefSeq and is a predicted model, not a curated record.